AUGAAAAACGAGACGAGUCUUCUUCCCAGAGAGGGAGAAGCCCAGCCUUCCAGGUGUCCAGAUAACAGUGCAUUCAAACAGCAGAGGCUGCCAGCUUGGAAGCCCCAGCUCACCAUCGCAUCUGUGCUCUCCAGCUUCUUUCUGACAGGGGCAUUCUGCCUCACUGUGGGAGUCUGCCUUGUCCUGUCUGCAAACAGCGUCAGAGAAAUACAGGUUGAUUAUUCAGAUAAAUGCUCAGAUUGUUCAAAGCUCCGUGAAAAUUCCUCUAACUGGAAUAAGGAAUGCCACUGUUCUGUUAAUUUCACGCUAAAGGAAGCGAUAUUGGGUGAUGUUUUUAUGUACUAUGGUCUGCAAAACUUCUAUCAAAACCACCGUCGAUACAUGAUGUCAAGAAGUCAUGCACAGCUGUUGGGCCGAAAUGUAAACAUCCAGAGGAGCCACUGCGCGCCCUUCAGCACCUACAGGAACGGGACUCCGAUGGCGCCGUGCGGGGCCAUUGCCAACAGCAUGUUCAAUGAUACUAUUGAUCUUUUUUACAGUCGUAACUCAUCUGUGAUUCAAGUGCCACUGCUGAGGACUGGAAACAGUUGGUGGACAGAUAAAAAUGUGAAAUUUCGCAAUCCUGAGGCAUACAAUCUCUCUUCUGCAUUUGCAGGGACAGCCAGACCCCCUUACUGGCAGAAACCGGCGUACCUGUUGGACGAGGACGAUGAGAGGAACAACGGUUACGUGAACGACGACUUCAUAGUCUGGAUGCGAGUGUCGGCCUUUGCGACGUUCCGGAAUCUCUACCGGCGCGUCAGUCGCGUGCGGCACUUCGCCGAGGGCCUGCCAGCAGGGAAUUACACCUUCCGGAUUUCCUACAAUUUCCCUGUUACCAGGUUCAAGGGGAGGAAGCAUGUGAUUCUUUCAACCGUGGUAUGGAGUGGCGGAAGUAACCCAUUCCUGGGAAUUGCCUACCUGGUUUCUGGAGCAGCAGCAACCCUGGCAGGUUUUGUCAUAACUGGCAUCCACUUAAAGCUCAGGAAAAAGAAAACAUACUUUCAGAAGCAAUAAGGUUCCCCUGACUUUCUGAACAAAGACAGAAGUGUGCAAUGGACAAAGAAGGUGCAGCGCAGACCUUUCACUCUUUCCCCUGAGCU
Hirundo rustica (Barn swallow) is the source of this 1142-nucleotide messenger RNA. RefSeq names its product cell cycle control protein 50C-like. The transcript has 7 exons. Gene Ontology annotation, biological process: phospholipid translocation. The coding region runs from base 1 to 1056 and encodes 351 amino acids. The record is from RefSeq and is a predicted model, not a curated record. NCBI's taxonomy places the organism in Eukaryota, Metazoa, Chordata, Aves, Passeriformes, Hirundinidae. Gene Ontology annotation, cellular component: endoplasmic reticulum; plasma membrane; Golgi apparatus.